Aspergillus terreus NIH2624 is the source of this 5076-nucleotide messenger RNA. Its product is annotated as DNA-directed RNA polymerase I core subunit RPA190. Gene Ontology annotation, cellular component: RNA polymerase I complex. NCBI's taxonomy places the organism in Eukaryota, Fungi, Ascomycota, Eurotiomycetes, Eurotiales, Aspergillaceae. Bases 1 to 5076 code for a protein of 1691 amino acids. Gene Ontology annotation, biological process: DNA-templated transcription. Gene Ontology annotation, molecular function: DNA-directed RNA polymerase activity; DNA binding. The transcript is spliced from 4 exons. The record is from RefSeq and is a predicted model, not a curated record.
AUGGCCAAUUUCGCACGGCCUGUGGCCUCCUCCAUCGCUGGAGUCGACUUCGGCGUCUAUACCGAUGAAGACGUCAAAGCUAUCUCUGUAAAGCGAAUCCACAACACCCCGACGUUGGAUUCCUUCAACAAUCCCGUUCCGGGUGGUCUGUAUGAUCCGGCUCUGGGUGCUUGGGGUGAUCAUGUCGCAUUAUAUGCAAUCGUUGGAGAAGGUUUCCAGGUCCGGACCCGAUUACUGACAUCUCUAAGCUGCACGACUUGUCGCCUGAACGCCUGGUCUUGUACUGGACAUUCUGGACACAUCGAGCUCCCGGUUCAUGUUUACAAUCUCACGCAUUUCGACCAAAUGUAUCGUCUCCUUCGCGCGCAAUGUGUAUAUUGCCACCGGUUUCAAAUGUCCCGGACACAGAUCAAUGCCUACGAAUGCAAGUUGCGACUCUUACAAUAUGGUCUAGUCGAUGAACUCGUCGAGCUUGACCAGAUUGGAUCGGGGAAAGAUACCAAGAAGUCUCGGAAAGGUGCAGAUGGCUCCGGUAGCGAGGACGAGGACAUGGACGACGAAGAUAUCAUCGCGCGCAGGAAUGUCUUUGUUAAGAAGAGUAUUCGCGAAGCCCAGGCGGCUGGUAAGCUGCAAGGCGUGUUGUCUGGUGCGAAGAACCCCUUGGCCGCAGAGCAGAGACGGGCUGUGAUUGGAGAAUUUUUCAAGGCCAUCGUCGCUAUCAAGAAAUGUGCCAACUGCAGCGGCAUAUCUCCAGGAUACCGAAGAGAUCGUUUCUCUAAAAUUUUUCGAAAGCCUCUGCCAGAAAAGUCUCGCCUUGCUAUGGUCCAGGCCGGCUUCCAGGCGCCGAACUCGUUGAUUCUCCUCCAACAGGCGAAGAGGCUGAAUUCUAAGGACAAGGGGGCGGCUGCGAAUGACACUGCCACGCAUGGAGCGGAGGAAGAGGUUGCUCGGGGAAAUGCUGUUGUCACGCAAGCCGAGAACAAGAAGCAGGUGGCCGAGGGUGGUCAAUACAUGCCUUCCCCUGAGGUUCAUGCCGCGAUUACGUUGCUGUUCGAGAAGGAGAGCAAUAUCCUGACUCUCGUCUACAACUCUCGCCCGCUGCCGAAGAAAGAAUCCCGAGUCAGUGCAGACAUGUUCUUUAUCAAGAGCAUCCUGGUCCCACCUAACAAGUAUCGCCCUGCGGCUAUCCAAGGAGCCGGGGAAAUCAUGGAAGCCCAGCAAAACACGCCCUUGACUCAGAUCCUGAAGAACUGCGACAUCAUCAACCAGAUUAGCAAAGAGAGGCAGAAUGGCGGCUCCGAUUCGAUCACUCGUGUGCGGGACUACCGCGACCUUCUCCACGCAAUUGUGCAACUUCAGGAUACUGUCAAUGGUCUGAUUGACCGUGACAGGAGUGGCCUUUCCGGAGCCGCGGUUGCUGGUGCCGCUAACGGUAUCAAGCAGAUUCUGGAAAAGAAAGAGGGUCUGUUCCGAAAGAACAUGAUGGGUAAACGUGUGAACUUCGCUGCCCGCAGUGUCAUCUCGCCCGACCCCAACAUUGAGACCAACGAGAUCGGUGUUCCACUUGUGUUUGCGAAGAAGUUGACAUACCCCGAGCCGGUUACUAACCACAACUUCUGGGAGAUGAAGCAAGCGGUCAUCAAUGGUCCCGACAAAUACCCUGGUGCUGCAGCCAUCGAGAACGAGCUGGGCCAGGUCACCAACCUCAAGUUCAAGAGCCUGGAUGAGCGCACGGCUCUGGCCAACCAGCUGCUGGCGCCCUCGAACUGGCGAAUGAAGGGGUCGCGCAAUAAGAAAGUCUACCGUCACCUCACCACUGGUGAUGUGGUCUUGAUGAACCGUCAGCCUACGCUCCACAAGCCGUCCAUCAUGGGUCACAAAGCUCGCGUGCUUUCUAACGAGAGAGUCAUUCGAAUGCACUACGCCAACUGUAACACGUACAACGCAGACUUCGACGGUGAUGAAAUGAACAUGCAUUUCCCUCAAAACGAACUGGCUCGUGCGGAAGCGAUGAUGCUUGCAGACGCAGACCAUCAGUAUCUUGUUGCAACAUCAGGAAAGCCCUUGAGAGGUCUGAUCCAAGAUCAUAUUUCCAUGGGAACGUGGUUCACCUGCCGUGACAGCUUUUUCGACGAGGAAGAUUAUCAUGAAUUGCUAUAUAGUUGCCUGAGACCCGAGAACGCGCAUACAAUCUCUGACCGCAUUCAACUUGUGGGGCCGACUGUCAUCAAGCCGAAGCGCCUCUGGACCGGAAAACAGAUCAUUACGACGAUCUUGAAGAACAUCAUGCCCUCAGAAAGAGCCGGACUUAAUUUGAAGAGCAAAUCUUCGACCCCUGGCGAUCGGUGGGGCAAAGGAAACGAGGAAGGCGAUGUGAUAUUCAAGGAUGGUGAGAUGCUCUGUGGUAUUCUCGACAAGAAGCAGAUUGGACCUACUGCUGGUGGUCUUAUUGAUUCCAUUCACGAGAUUUAUGGCCACACCAUCGCCGGAAAGUUGAUUGGUAUUCUUGGGAGACUUUUGACGAGGUUUCUGAACAUGCGCGCCUUUACUUGCGGUAUCGAUGAUCUUCGGUUGACCAAGGAAGGUGACCGCGUACGUAAAGAGAAACUCAGCCAGGCUCCCAAGAUCGGACGUGAGGUUGCCCUGAAAUACGUGACACUCGACCAAACAACUGUGCCGGAUCUGGACGCAGAACUCCGCCGGCGUAUGGAGGAAGUCCUCCGUGACGACGAGAAACAGAGCGGAUUGGAUAGCGUUACUAACUCUCAAACUGCUAAGCUCUCCACCGAAAUCACGAAGGCCUGUCUUCCCGGCGGUUUGGUUAAGCCUUUCCCGUGGAACCAAAUGCAGUCGAUGACCAUCUCCGGUGCCAAGGGUUCAAGCGUCAACGCCAACCUGAUUUCUUGCAACCUCGGUCAACAGGUUUUGGAAGGUCGUCGUGUACCUGUCAUGAUCAGUGGUAAGACACUGCCGUCGUUCAGAGCUUUUGACACGAAUCCCAUGGCUGGUGGUUAUGUGUCUGGUCGUUUCUUGACGGGUAUCAAGCCUCAAGAAUACUAUUUCCACGCCAUGGCUGGUCGUGAAGGUCUUAUCGAUACCGCCGUCAAGACUUCGAGAUCCGGAUAUCUGCAACGUUGUUUGAUCAAGGGCAUGGAAGGGUUGAGAGCCGAAUACGAUACUUCCGUCCGCGAAGCUUCCGAUGGCUCCAUCAUUCAAUUCUUGUACGGAGAAGAUGGUCUCGAUAUUACGAAGCAGGUCCAGCUCAAGCGAUUCGAUUUCCUGGCGUCGAACCACAAGUCUAUCAUGUCCCAGGUCAACUUAAGGAGUGACUACCACAAUCUCGAGAAGGAGGAGGUUGCGAACUGGCACAAGGAUGCCAUGAAGAAGGUGCGCAAGUCGGGCAAGGUUGAUGCUAUGGAUCCUGUGCUGGCCCAUUAUCACCCUGGUGGCAACCUCGGCAGUGUAUCUGAGGCAUUUUCGCAAGCGCUCAAGAAGUAUGAGGAUGAGAAUAAGGACGGUUACCUGAAAGACAAGAAGAAGGGUGUCGAUGGUUUCCUCAGUAAGAAGGCCUUCGAUACGCUGAUGAACAUGAAGUACUUGAAGUCUGUUGUGGACCCUGGUGAAGCUGUCGGUAUUGUGGCCAGUCAGUCCAUUGGUGAACCUUCUACCCAGAUGACCCUGAACACUUUCCAUUUGGCUGGUCACUCCGCAAAGAACGUGACGCUUGGUAUUCCUCGUCUACGUGAAAUCGUGAUGACUGCCAGCGCUAAUAUCAUGACCCCGACGAUGACUUUGGUCUUGAACGAGGAGCUGUCCAAGGAGCACUCCGAGAGGUUCGCUAAGGCUAUCAGCAAGCUGAGCAUUGCAGAGGUUGUGGACAAGGUCCAGAUUCGGGAGAGAAUCUCUUCAGGGAGCACCAAGGCUAAGAUUUACGACAUCGAAGUCACCUUCUUCCCGGCCGACGAGUAUUGCGCAGAGUAUGCCAUCAAGGUCAAGGAUGUGCAGAACACUCUUCAGAACAAGUUUAUUCCCAAGCUUGUGAAGCUCACGAGAGCCGAGCUGAAGAAGCGUCAGGAUGAGAAGGCGCUGAAGAGCUACUCGACCGCUCAGCCUGAGAUUGGUGUCUCUGUUGGUACUGUUCAGGAAGCCCCUCGGGCCCCUGAGGGAGCCAACGACCCUGCCGACGAUGAUGAUGAAGAGGAUGAGGAUGACGCUAAACGCGCCAGAGGAGCCCAGAACCGGUCCAAUCAAGUAUCGUACGAAGGACCCGAAGAAGAAGAGAUGGAGAUGGUUCAACAGCAGGAUGCUCCUGAGGAUGACGAUGAAGACGAGGCUCCGAAACAGCAGCGCGACGUCGAAAUGGAAGAUGCUUCUGAUGAUGACUCGGACGAAGAGACCAAGGACACCAAGCUGCGCGAGGAGGAUAUCCGGAACAAGUUCCACGAGGUCACUCAAUUCAAGUUUGACCCCAAGAAGGGCAACUCGUGCACAGUGCAACUGCAGUACGAUAUCGCCACCCCCAAGCUCCUUGUCCUUCCCUUGGUCGAAACCGCCGCUCGUGCCGCUGUCAUCCAGUCUAUCCCUGGACUUGGCAACUGUACCUAUGUGGAAGCGGAUGAAGCCAAGGGUGAGCCUGCGCAUGUCAUCACGGAAGGUGUCAACUUGCUCGCCAUGCGUGACUACCAGGACAUCAUCAAGCCUCACUCCCUCUACACGAACUCCAUCCACCACAUGCUUCAGUUCUACGGUGUUGAAGCCGCGCGCGCGUCUAUCGUGCGGGAAAUGUCCGACGUUUUCGAGGGUCACAGUAUCUCCGUCGACAAUCGCCACCUGAAUCUGAUCGGUGAUGUGAUGACGCAGUCUGGUGGCUUCCGUGCCUUCAACCGCAAUGGUCUCGUUAAGGAUGGCACGUCGCCAUUCGCUAAGAUGAGUUUCGAGACCACGGUGGGAUUCCUUAAGGAGGCGGUCAUUGAGCGGGACUUCGAUAACCUCCGGAGCCCCAGUAGCCGAAUCGUCGUCGGUCGUCCUGGAAUUGUUGGUACUGGUGCUUUCGACGUUCUUGCCCCUGUGGCUUAA